This is a messenger RNA of Oncorhynchus keta (chum salmon), 1706 nucleotides long. Its product is annotated as PEST proteolytic signal-containing nuclear protein-like. The record is from RefSeq and is a predicted model, not a curated record. Gene Ontology annotation, cellular component: nucleus. The transcript has 5 exons. Gene Ontology annotation, biological process: proteasome-mediated ubiquitin-dependent protein catabolic process; protein ubiquitination. Bases 440 to 1057 code for a protein of 205 amino acids. Lineage: Eukaryota; Metazoa; Chordata; Actinopteri; Salmoniformes; Salmonidae.
CUAGUACAUCUUUAGGGGCAAUGUAUCACUGUCUUGUCGAAAUAAGACUAGAAGUAUAACGUUACAUCGACCACCUGUAACUAAUACAACAUUCCCAUGCUCAUCGUGUCCGCUUGUGAACGGAGCUUCCCCAUUCAGCUAGCUAGAUAGCAGCCAUUGAUGUAACGUUAGCAGGUUUCCAAUGAAACUAGAUAGCUGGUUUUAUUAGCUAGCUAGCUUUACGCGAGAUCGCUAGGUUAGCCAUUGCAGCUGCUCAUGUAUGGUGUCGCAAUGUUUACGAUUGUUUUUCCAAAUACUUUUGUCGGUAAACACAACUAAUGUGGGCUUCACUUGGCAUGCAGCCAGUUUCAAAAGAAGACACAUUUAGCUAGCUGGAUGCAACAUGCGUUGAACGUAAAAAAAAUCUGUAACAUGAUAUGCAAUAAACUAUAGGCUAUGCAUGCACAUAUGCUAUGUGGCAAAUUGCAAUAGUGUUAAAAUAACUAGCUCGGUUUAUGACCAAAAUACCGACCAUAACCGCAACAAUAGUGGGAGUGUUUGGUCCUUUCACACACCAACAGGUUCACCCAUAGAAUUAGGAAUUCCUUUAAUAGGAUCUCUAUGGGUUCACCCACCUACCGGUAACCCGGCAACCACUCCCAGCACUGGAGGAGGGGGGAAACGCUCGGCCCAGGAGGUCAGCCCUGGCCCGGGGAAGGUGUCCACCUCAAGCCACCCGGUACCCCCGGCCCCCAAAGUCUCCAAGAUAGGAUUUGGUCUGAUCAGCCAGCCUAUAAAGAAGCCUGCGCCCAUCUCCAUCAAGCUGGGUGCUAGUAAACCCAAAGAGCCUGUACCUGUACCUGCCAAGAAACCAGCUCUGGCCUCGGUUUUCAAUGUUGACUCUGAUGAUAGUGAGGAGGAGAUGCCUGCAGAAGCCAAGAUGAGGAUGAAGAACAUUGGCAGGGAGACGCCCACGUCAGCAGGCCCCAACUCCUUCAACAAGGGGAAGCAGGGAUUCUCCGACCACCAGAAGCUCUGGGAGAGGAAGCUCAAGUCUCAGACGGACACUGACCAAUAGGGCUCCGCCUCAUUGGUUAUUAGUCACAGUAAGACCAGUAGGGCUCGGCCUUACUGGGUUGCUAAUGACAACAGUCAAACUGCACACCGUGUUUGAUUUUGUGUGGAAUGAUGUCACCUUGAUUGAGUGCUGCUUCUCUUCCUUUUGACUGUUGACGAUGGUGUAAAAACAAUGUACAUACUGCUAUGUAAUGAUGGGGAGACAUUCGUGCUAUCAACCAUAGUUUUUUGUUUUGUUUUAAGCGUGUGUGUGUGUGUGUGUGUGUGUGUGUGUAUGUGUGUGUGUGUGUGUGUGUGUGUGUGUGUGUGUGUGUGUGUGUGUGUGUGUGUGUGUGUGUGUGUGUGUGUGUGUGUGUGUGUGUGUGUGUGUGUGUGUUAUAUAGCAGACUGGAGUGGGUGUAGUUCAGAGCAAUGAGGAUACGUUUUGGGAAAGGGAACUUCAAGACAACUUAAUAAUAGUUUGACUCAUCUAGGAUAUAUCACUACUUUAUAACAGUCCUAACAGGGUUUUCAACCCUGGCCUUUCCCUCACUGUCUGUCAUGCCUUUACAGAGUGAUCCCAGACAGGAACCAUUUCUCCCGUGCCUGAGGUUGACAUGUAGAAAUAUUCAUAUUAGGACAAUAAACUUACAUUCAAUUCCAAAAUGAAA